AUGCUUAAGGAAAAUUAUGGUUACCCAGAUACUCUUGACUUUAGUGACAGAUAUAAAGAAGCUAUUAGAAAGUUCAAGGAAGGAAAUACUGACCCGAACCUAUUUAGCUUUAUGGUUCAGCACCAAAUGGGAUAUAAUUUCAAACCUGGAAAAUACAAGCUCGCUAAGGGAUAUGAUUUAAUAGCAUAUCAUCCAAAUGACAUGACUGAAUUUACUCCGAGAUAUUUGGUGUCAGAGAUAAAUGAUAAUUCAACUAUCUUCAUGAAACGCGUAAAAAAUAGAGACGGAACGAAAGAAGAAAGGGUUAUGAAUGCGGAUGACUUAAAUAGGGAACUUGUUAAAAACGGUCUCGGAAUAUAU
Messenger RNA from Trichomonas vaginalis G3, 360 nucleotides. RefSeq names its product protein of unknown function, DUF4106 family. The record is from RefSeq and is a predicted model, not a curated record. The annotation marks the transcript as partial. NCBI's taxonomy places the organism in Eukaryota, Parabasalia, Trichomonadida, Trichomonadidae. The transcript has a single exon.